Molecule: messenger RNA, 2957 nt
Organism: Sardina pilchardus (European sardine)
Lineage: Eukaryota; Metazoa; Chordata; Actinopteri; Clupeiformes; Clupeidae
Exons: 10
Coding region: 61-1473 (470 amino acids)
Source: RefSeq, a predicted model, not a curated record
CGAGUUUGGGUUGUUACUCUUUGGCAAAUGAAAUAGUUACGUGUUGCUUUUCCAGUGAUAAUGCAUUUGUUUUCUAUUCUCGCCCUUUUACUUAUGGGGUAUGUGACCACGACUACAGGAGACUACAGUGACAGCUAUUAUUACAGACGUGUAUGCCCUGGCCAAUAUUUCAGCAUUCUAUACAUGCGCAAUUAUGAGUAUUUGUAUUUUACAUCAAGUAUACCCGGAAGCUCUGAAAAGCUGGUGGGAAACAGAACUCAUCUCUUUCUCCCUUCGUAUGGUUUCAAAGAUUACUACAUAUUCAUUCCUGAGGUAAUGAAACAACAUGAGGGACUCUACACUCGGAGUUUUGUAGACUUCCCCCGGACGUUUUUGCCAGUGGCCAAACUCAUUCUCAAGGACUGCGCCGUCCGUAGAGAAGUACCUUAUGGCGAGAACUUUAGUCUGGAGGUGCCAAAGGAGGCGUCCAUAUUGGAGUUCACCACCUCAAAGUCGACUGACCGCAGGGUCCUGUGGAGUCGUAUCAACACAGAUAACAAGCGCGGAGCCAGGGGGACGGUGGCACGUGAUCGCUGGGAGGCCGUCAAGAUCACCAAAGCCGAUGAAGGCCGCUACACUUUGCUGAAGGAGAACGGAGCCGAGGUCUCCAGCACUAAUCUCUUUGUUGCAGGACUCAACAAACGUUUGACCAACGAGGACAUCGAGAGAAUGAAGUUCCCAGUUCCCUUUGCCGAGGCAGUGCUUACAUUUAUUGAUUCCUCCAAGAAUAAGCAUGUGCUCUUCCAGAAUGCCAUGAUGACUGAUAAGGCAUUCCUAAUCUUUGGAUCUCGGAUAUGCCUAAACCUGCACGCAGAAGGUGAACUGGUCCUUACUAUAAAGGACCUGAAAUCAAGUGACAAGGGGCAAUAUGAGGUCCGCGACAAGAACAAGGGUCUUGCUUUUGUUCUGUAUGUCUAUUAUAACAGUGAAUCUUCAAAUAAAAAUCCAAAAGGUGCCCAGGUAAAAACAAUUGUUUCCAUUCUCGGUUCAGUGAUGUUGCUGUUGUUGUCCCUCUACUGCUUGUGGAAGAGGCUUCCCCCUGUUGCUUCACCAGACCCCGUGCAGCCCAUCCAUGUCCAUGAUCCCAUUGCCAUGCCUACACCAGCCUACUCCCCACCACAUCAGCCUAUGCCUUACUCCGAGGUGGCAGGCAGUUACUCUGAGCCAAGCUAUCCAUACACUCCUGCUGCUCCUUGGGCUUCAGUCGGAGGAGGAGGAGCAGAAGAAGCAGGAACAGGAGGAGGAGGAGGAGCAGGAGGAGCUGGAGCAGACAUCGAUCCUAAUGCUCCUAGUCCACUACUGUACCCAGCUGGGCCCCAGUACCAGUUCCAGGGGUGGGGUGGGGGUCUGGGUGAUGUUCUCACCAGUUCAGCUCUUAGCAUGGACACCAGCACUGGCACCAGUGUCUACAACUCAGACAAGCUCAACUUUUGACCAUCUGAUUUCAGAAAAGAUAUUUUUGUUUUUGUUUUUAUAUUUGCUCAUUUAACAGAUGCUUUUGCCUGAAGUCACUGCUUAGCAUAAUUACUGUGAUCACAAAAGCUCUUUCAGUAAGGACAGUGUAAGAUCUGUGGAACCUGCCGCUAUUGUGAAUGUAAUUAGUGUCUACACAGACCCGGUUUGGUGUUGCGCUAUGCAUGUUGCGACAAAGAAGGACGUGUAGACACUAAUUGCAUUCACAAUAGCGGCAGGUUCAAACACCGGCUCCCCAGGAAACAAACAAGCUCAACGUGAGCCUUUCAUGCUGCUAGUUCAUUACUCUGAUAGACUCUGUUGACCAUAUGGUUGAGAAGUUUUCAUUAGUCAUCAAAUGGAAGUAUGUAUUACAGUUUUUCUCAGUCGCUUUGGUACAUUUCUCGAAUCAUCCUUGAGAUUUGCUAAACAAAUGCAUUUCUCAAAACUAUUUACAAAUGGCAAAGCACCAUGGAUUACCUGCAAAAGCCAGUUUCUUGCUCAAAAUCCUUAGUCCAUCUCUCUUGUAUACGGAUAAGACAGUCAAAUGGCUUAGUCUUGUUGUCAGUAUAACAGUGUACUCUGGACGGAUGUUCUGAUGUAAGCUAUAUGGCUAAAAUUUUGAUGACAAUUUUUGUAAAUUGUAGGUUACAUCUUACAAUAAUGCAUGUGGGAGUUAGAUCGACAAUAUUGACAUUUACGCUUUUACUAUUUUUGUACUGUAGUUAGUUGACAGACCCUGUCAUUGUGAUACAGAAAGGAAAAGACAGCACUGCAUAGUCUAAAUAAGUCAAAAAUGAAAUAAAGUAGAAAUUUGACCAUAGGACAAUCUCCUUAGGGAAAACUGUAAAUGCAGUGUUGUAGGAAUUACAGUGCAGUCUUCCUACACCUCCUGAUGUUUCUGUCUUUUGGGCCACAAAUUCUCAUAUGACAACAUGUUCAACCAUUUUGCAUGUAAAGACUUAUACUAUGAACUAAUGCCUAAAUGUUGUGGGUGGUGAGACUAUUUAGCCCAGAAUUGUACAUGAUAAUUUGCAUGGAUGUACCAAAACAUUUGCAACUUGAUCAAAGGAAUUAGAGACUGCUUUUUUUGAUGUGCACAAGUGACACAAUGAUCUGAGGAUUGAACAGGUAGUUUUGAGAAUUUAAAUUCUGAUCUGAGAAAUGUACCAAAGCGACUGAGAAAAACUGUAAGUCCACAUGAACAAUGCAGGACACACAAACAAAUUAGAGCAUGUUUUUGGUGAGUUUGACGACUUACAGACGUUAAGAAUACUCUAUAGCCUCUUGUACUUGAAUACGAUGUAAUUUGCACUGCAAUGUACUUGUAAUGACACUCUCAUGCACUGUUAUACCAUUGCACCUUUCUGCAUUUUUCCACACUGCUCCUUUUAUAUAAGCUAUACCUUAUUGUAAUAGUACACUAUUGAUAUAUUCCUUUGUAUGUUUUGUUGUAUCUGUGUGCC